This is a messenger RNA of Salarias fasciatus (jewelled blenny), 3848 nucleotides long. It is a transcript of the gene ivns1abpa, whose product is annotated as influenza virus NS1A binding protein a. Bases 484 to 2433 code for a protein of 649 amino acids. Lineage: Eukaryota; Metazoa; Chordata; Actinopteri; Blenniiformes; Blenniidae. The transcript has 15 exons. The record is from RefSeq and is a predicted model, not a curated record. Gene Ontology annotation, molecular function: protein binding.
CACUAGUCAGAGCUGGUCCAGACUGACUGGAGAGAGGACGUGCCGAUCCUACUCACUGAGAACAGCUCUCCUCCCCCCACAAGCCGUGCCUGUAGCCGCGUCUUUUUUCUUACCCGAACCAACCAACUCUGAAUUCGCACUAAAUAUGUCUAAUAUCAUCUGUUGUCAAACGCCUCAGAUUAUGAUGUCUGAUCAAGACAGAAUAAGUACAACUCUAUAGCCAACGGGAUCCCGAGGACUUGAUUACAGUCGCUUCAAGCCUGAUAGUUUGUCCGUGCGGCUGCUCCCCAACUCCCUUCCGAUCACGCCACAGUAGUCAACUGGCAUUUCUUCUGACAACUUCCCAUCCUUUACCUGGGCGAAGAAGGCUUAGUUCCAUUGUGACCUCUGUCUGCUUUGCCUGCUGCCAACAUUUGAUUCCACUUCUACAGCAAUUUUGCUAUCUUGGAUUAUACACUAUUAGAAAAAAUCAAACCUACUAAGAUGAUUCCAAACGGUUAUUUGAUCUUCGAGGAUGAAAGUUUCCUUGAUUCCACUGUGGCCAAAAUGAAUGCUCUGAGAAAGAGUGGUCAGUUCUGCGAUGUUCGACUGCAGGUUUGUGGGCAUGAGCUGAUGGCUCACCGUGCUGUUCUGGCUUGCUGCAGUCCCUACUUGUUUGAGAUCUUCAGCAGUGAUAUCGAGCCUCAUGGGGUCUCGCAUGUCACUUUUGAGGACUUGGACCCAGAGGCUGUGGAGAUCUUGCUCAACUAUGCCUAUACUGCACAACUGAAAGCAGACAAGGAGUUAGUGAAGGAAGUUUACUCUGCAGCCAAAAGGUUCAAGAUGGAGAGAGUGAAGCAGAUUUGCGGUGACUAUCUGCUGUCUAAAAUGGAUUCCCAGAAUGCCAUCUCCUUUCGAAACUUUGCAAGUUCCAUGGGAGAUGGCAGAGUUUUGGCCAAAGUCGAUUUGUUCAUCCAAGAUCAUCUGCUGGAAGUUUCUGAACAGGAGGACUUCCUUAAACUUCCCCGCCUUAAGUUAGAAGUAAUGCUAGAAGACAACCUGACCCUGCCCAGCAACGGCAGACUUUACUCCAAGGUGCUCAACUGGGUGCAGCGAAGCCUGUGGGAGAAUGGAGACCAACUGGAACGAUUGAUGGAGGAGGUGCAAACGCUGUACUACUCACCUGACCAUAAGCUGGUGGAUGGAGGGCUGGUGAUUGAGGGGCACAAUGAGGUGUUUGGUGGCGAGGAAGACCACCUUCAGUUUGUGCAGAAGAAACCUGUACGCGAGAGCACCCAGCGACAGAUGAGCUGCAGCUCUUCAGGGAGCCUAUCGCCCUCCAACCAAGCAGCAAAUGCCCCAAAGCACACUGCCAGGAGGGAAUGGAAGUACAUCGCCUCUGAAAAGACCACAAACAACACCUACCUGUGUCUGGCUGUCCUGGACGGUGUGCUGUGUGUGAUCUUCCUGCAUGGACGCAGCAGCCCCCAGACCUCUCCCUCUGCUACACCUUGUCUGAUGAAGAGCCUCAGCUUCGAGGCCCAGCCAGAAGAGCUUGAAGAGCAGCCGCUGUCACCCAUGCACUACGCUCGCUCUGGCUUGGGCACUGCAGCCCUGAAUGGGAGGCUCAUUGCAGCAGGUGGCUACAACAGAGAGGAGUGUCUGAGGACUGUGGAGUGUUACAACCCCAAUGAGGACCACUGGACCUUCAUUGCACCCAUGCGGACUCCAAGGGCUCGUUUCCAGAUGGCUGUGCUUAUGGGUCAGCUGUACGUGAUUGGAGGUUCGAAUGGUCAUUCUGACGAGCUGAGCUGUGGAGAGAUGUACGAUCCACACGCUGAUGAGUGGGUUCAAGUGCCAGAGCUGAGGACCAACCGCUGCAACGCAGGUGUCUGCUCCUUGAACAACAAACUCUACGUUGUGGGAGGGUCGGACCCCUGUGGGCAGAAGGGCCUGAAGAACUGUGAUGCUUUUGACCCUGUGACCAAAACCUGGGCCAACUGUGCCUCCCUAAACAUCAGGAGGCACCAGGCAGCAGUGUGCGAGUUGGAUGGCUUCAUGUACGUGAUUGGAGGGGCGGAGCUGUGGAACUGCCUGAACACUGUGGAGCGCUACAACCCUGAAAACAACACCUGGACUCUCAUUGCCCCCAUGAAUGUGGCUCGCAGAGGCGCCGCGGUAACUGUCCAUGCAGGAAAACUGUUUGUUGUUGGCGGUUUCGAUGGAUCCCACGCUCUCCGCUGCGUGGAGGUCUACGACCCCGCCCGCAACGAGUGGCGAAUGCUGGGCAGCAUGACAUCAUCACGGAGCAACGCGGGCGUGGCCAUGCUGGACGGUACCAUCUACGCAGUGGGCGGCUUCGACGGCAAUGAGUUUCUGAACACCGUGGAGGUCUACAACCCCGAGACAGACGAGUGGAACGACUGCAGCAAGGCCUCCCCCCUCUCCGACUGAGGCUGAAGACGGGGGAGGGCGCAGGAGGGAGCGUGGGAAGGGUGUUGGGGAGUUUCACAGUGCUUCACCAUUUUCCAAACUAACAGGCUUAGUGACGUAAUCGUGUUUCGUGAUGUUCUGUGUGUGUAUGAGCGGAUACGUGUGGGUGGGGACUGGGCUACGACGGGCUGAGGGGUCUUCAGUGAAGACUGGCUUAUCUUUGGAGGGGUGGGUAGGGACGAGUUGCCCAAAGCAACAUGACGCCUUUGCAUAUUGCAUACAAUUUUUCCCCCCCCCCCCCGUGCUGUACAUAUUUUGUUUCUUCUUUCUUUUUUUGUCAUAUGCCAACAUUUACGACACAUUUAGUGCUUUUCAUUUAGAGUUUUGAAGUUUGUCAUUUGAAGGGGUUUCUAGCGUUGACUGUAAAUAAAGGACGGACUAACGUCGCCCAUAGCGUUCUGAAAUCUUGUUUUGCUUCCAGCAGGACGUCUCCAUAUUGAACACUUGAAACCAGGUGUAAAUGAGAUCGAUCAAACCUGUCACGUGACCGCAUCACGUGGACAGAGGAGGCGCUGCGAUAGGGUGAUUUAUGCAAAACUUUAACUCGUAAAAUAAAAUCACACACGACUUAUAUGAAAUCGGUGUCUGGUCAAGCCGGCAUGGUUGUGAAAACUAGUGACAGAGACCAAAACGUGUUUUGAAACCAGGCUUUAAUAUGUUCAUUUGCACUCUCAAAUUUGGCAUUUUUGACUGGGUUCCGAUGGGACUCGGGUUCAUUUUUGAAACCAAAUUCAUCCCUCCCUUCCUCCUUCCCGCUGGAAUUUCCCUGGAAUUGCAGCUUUUCUGCACUUCCACACUGACUUCACUUUUUACCACAGGAGGUUGGCGCCUGGUUUCUAGAUGAGCUGCCACUACUGGUCACUGGAAUAGUGGCAAUAUGAAGUGCUGAUAAUUAAAAUGUUUAAGGAUAUUUCUGAGGUGGAAAUUUCUUUUGCUCACAAAUUUAAGGUCAAUGGAUUAAAGCCUUACUCAGUGUUAGAGUUGAUUCAUGGCGUUUUCUUUUUCACACACUGGAUUGCUUAUUGAAUCCUAAACGAUGGCCUUUUUUAUAUUUUUAUACACUGCUGGUUUACCAGCAAAAAGAAAAGUAGUAGCAGAAAGCUUAAGUCAAUGAAUAUAACCAGUGCCAGAUUUAGGUUUUUUUUGUUUUGUUUUAUUUUUUGGUGCACAAAUCACACACGCACAACCAUGCUUCUGCUAACCAAACUUUUAUUGUGAUUUAACUACUUGAUGUAUGUAGAAAUGCAGUUUUCUGAAGAUCCUUUUUUUUGUGUGUGUUUUAAAGUGUCAGGCAUUGGCAGACUGGAAGGAAUGUAGAGCAAGAUAAUUAUCACAUUUGUUACAUUUCUUUUGAUUAUUAAAUCAUUUAAAUCUGA